Molecule: messenger RNA, 219 nt
Organism: Caenorhabditis briggsae
Lineage: Eukaryota; Metazoa; Nematoda; Chromadorea; Rhabditida; Rhabditidae
Exons: 2
Coding region: 1-219 (72 amino acids)
Source: RefSeq, a predicted model, not a curated record
AUGGGACCUCAGCCCGUGGUCCUGAGGCCCCUUAGUAACCUAGAACCCUGGAACCCUGGAACCCUGGAACCCUGGAACCCUGGAACCCUGGAACCCUGGAACCCUGGAACCCUGGAACCCUGGAACCCUGGAACCCUGGAACCCUGGAACCCUGGAACCCUGGAACCCUGGAACCCUGGAACCCUGGAACCCUGGAACCCUGGAACCCUAGAACCUUAG